AAGAGCACGGACACAGAGAAACGGACUAGACUGGACCAGUGACGUAGAAUGGCCCAAAACGGAACUACUGUGAACGGAGUGUCGGAGGGGAGACCCGCUAUGCCGUUCCCUCAGCCUGUCAAAGUUCAGGAGAUCAGACACAACAAGAUUUUCAUUAACAACGAAUGGCACACUUCGAUUAAAGGAAGGACGUUUCCGACUUUCAAUCCCGCAACAGGUGUCAAAAUCUGUGAUGUUGAAGAAGCCGACAAAGCAGAUGUGGACAAGGCGGUGGAAGCUGCCAAGGCGGCGGGACAGAGAACAUCGCCGUGGCGGAAGAUGGACGUAUCCAGCCGGGGAAGACUCCUGCACAAACUCGCUGACCUCAUCGACAGAGACCGGGUCCUAUUGGCGACCCUGGAGACUAUGGACUCGGGGAAACCCUUCCUCCAUGCUUUCUUCAUCGACCUGGAUGGCAGCAUCAAAACCCUCCGGUACUUUGCUGGCUGGGCUGACAAGAUACAUGGCAAAACCAUGCCCGUGGACGACAGCUUCAUGUGUUUCACCAAACAUGAGCCUAUCGGCGUUUGCGGAGCCAUCAUUCCUUGGAACUUUCCCCUACUGAUGUUCAUGUGGAAGAUAGCUCCAGCCCUGUGUUGUGGAAACACCGUGGUCGUCAAGCCCGCUGAGCAGACCCCUCUCACAGCCCUGCACGUCGGGGCUCUCAUCAAAGAGGCUGGUUUCCCCCCUGGAGUGGUGAACAUCGUGCCGGGGUUCGGGCCCACGGCGGGGGCCGCCAUCGCCAGCCAUAUGGGCAUCGACAAAGUGGCUUUCACCGGCUCUACGGAGGUAGGGCAGCUGAUCAAAGAGGCUGCAGCCAAGAGCAACCUGAAGAGGGUCACCCUGGAGCUGGGGGGGAAGAACCCCUGCAUUGUGUUUGCUGACUCAGACUUGAAGCUGGCUGUGGAGGAGAGUCAGAAGGGAGCGUUCUUCAACCAGGGCCAGUGCUGUACUGCAGCCUCCCGCGUCUUUGUGGAGGAGCCUGUCUACCAGGAGUUUGUACGCCGCAGUGUAGAGAGUGCCAAGAACAUCAUCAUAGGAGACCCACUUGACCCACGGACAGCUCAUGGACCUCAGAUCGACCAGCAGCAGUUUGAUAAGAUCCUGGAGCUGAUCGAGAGUGGGAAGAGGGAGGGGGCCCGGCUGGAGUGUGGAGGCAUGGCCAUCCAGGACACAGGUCUGUUCCUCCAGCCAACUGUCUUCUCUGAUGUCAAAGACCACAUGCGCAUCGCUAAGGAGGAGAUCUUCGGUCCAGUCCAGUGUAUAUUCAGCUUUAAGAGCCAGCAGGAGGCCAUUGAGCGGGCCAACAGUUCUGAGUACGGCCUGGUGGCAGCAGUGUUUACCAGGAGCAUGGACCAGGCUCUGGCUGUGACUGCUGCCCUGGAGACCGGAACAGUCUGGGUAAACUGCUAUAACGCCCUCCAUGCCCAAGCUCCUUUUGGAGGCUUCAAAAUGUCAGGAAAUGGACGAGAGCUGGGUGAGUACGCUCUGGCCGAGUAUUCUGAGGUGAAAGCAGUGACCAUCAAACUGAGUGAGACACUGUGACAGUCCUGGACACACCCUGCCCUGCCCUGCCUCGCCCAGCUCAGCACUUCCUCACCACCUUGGGCUGUGUCUAAUCUCUACAAUUCUUCUCUUUGUCACCUCUGAUCGAAAAUAUAUUUCUGUCGACGAUUAUGGGUUGAUGCUUAUACAGUAGUCAGUCACGAGGAAUGGUGAUAAGUAAAGAAAGCUAUUGAAUGUUUUUUUUAUUUAUCCAGCCCUAUUAUAUAUGUAAUAAUCUGACUCACCUUCUGGUCUCGUUUGUUUAAUUUUGAUCUAAUAUGAGUCAUGUCCUCUUUAAGGAGUAUUUUUCAACCCUUUCAGGUGCUGGAAGAAACUCUGAUUCCCUUUCCUACCGGGGUGUUAUUUACCUCUAUGUUAACAUUGCAUAAUUCUUAUCAUUAUACAACUGAAACCAUAUGAGAAACUCUGAGGGAAUGUUACCAUUAGACAUGCAGGGCCCCCACCCAGCCAUGAUACAGCCCACCCCCCACCAUGUCCCAAAACAGCCACCACCACCACAACCAUGACCCAAUACCUACCACCAUGUCCCAAUACAGCCACCACCACCACAACCAUGACCCAAUACCUACCACCAUGUCCCAAUACAGCCACCACCACCACAACCAUGACCCAAUACCUACCACCAUGUCCCAAUACAGCCACCACCACCACCCCAUCCUGCACCAACACAACCGUCUUUCUGGCCUAGGGGUCUCAUAAACAUGCGCUGUCAGGAUAAAACCAGAUGAAUUAACUGUCAUAUGCAUAUUUUCAUAUUUUGAUUUGUUAUAUUUGGAGCUGUAUAGAUUGUUACAGGUACAGGUGCCCAGACUGUCCUACAUGCAAAUAUAAAAUAAUGUUACAUUGCAUGUAGUGCAUCUGGAGUGAUGUGCCAUGCUCUUAAAUAGGGUCGUUUGGGGAAAGACACUCCGUUUUUUUGUGAUGAUGGGAGUUCUGUAAGCUAUGGGCAUUUCAAUAGCAAGCUUUUCUAUGAGUAUAUUACAAGAAUGUAAGUGAAGGGAAACAUGUCUCUGCCAUUUAUAGAUGUAGACAAUCCAGAGACCUUCCGAUAAUGGCCGGGUUUCCCAGAUUCGUUAAGAAGCUCUUAACGCUAUGAGCUUCUUAACGAAUCUGGGAAACCCUGCCAAUGUUGUUUCACGCCAAGAAAAGGUCUGCUCAUCUUUCAAUCCAAAAAAAAAACGUUUUAUAUGGAUAUUUAAAUAGAAAUUCUAAAUAAAAAUGAAGAUAAUAGUU
Messenger RNA from Osmerus eperlanus (European smelt), 2838 nucleotides. It is a transcript of the gene aldh1a3, whose product is annotated as aldehyde dehydrogenase 1 family, member A3. Gene Ontology annotation, molecular function: aldehyde dehydrogenase (NAD+) activity. Bases 49 to 1584 code for a protein of 511 amino acids. The record is from RefSeq and is a predicted model, not a curated record. Lineage: Eukaryota; Metazoa; Chordata; Actinopteri; Osmeriformes; Osmeridae. The transcript has 13 exons.